This is a messenger RNA of Procambarus clarkii (red swamp crayfish), 1682 nucleotides long. The record is from RefSeq and is a predicted model, not a curated record. Lineage: Eukaryota; Metazoa; Arthropoda; Malacostraca; Decapoda; Cambaridae.
AUGUGGCACCAGUGGCCGCCAGGUGAGGUGCGCCGCACCAGGGAUGUGGCACCAGUGGCCGCCUGGUAAACAACAUGGCGUCGUGUACAGUGGUCGGGCUGUUCGCUACCAGUGGAGUACCUCUGUUCGUGCGACACACGGGCCCUGGCAAGCCUCUUAUGCCUUAAUUGGUUCUCUAAAUGGAAUUCAUGUGUUUGGCGAGUCACAUGGUGUCACGCUUUGUACUACAAGGACACAAAAUGCUAAUCUCAUAUGGAAGACAUAUCAUGAUAGCAUACGACUAGUUUUAAUUCGAGGAAGCGAGACCAUUGGAGACAGUUGUGAUGGCUCCCUAUUAGACUUGAUGUUUGCUUCCCUAGUUCUUCUCCUUGGAUUGGACACACUGACUUCAGCAACAAAUGUUGAAAGACUAAAGAGAGACAUCAGGCCAUGCUAUGCAUUGCUGGAUGAGUUGCUGUCACGAGCAAUGGGCUGCGAGGACCAACAUGGUUUUUCCCACUUGACGGGCUGUGCAGAGUGCCUUAUACCUUCAGAGCAACAUAAUUUGCAGAGUGAACUUGAAAAAUUUGCUGAGGGAGCAGACUCCACAUAUGGGUGUGUGAUAAUGCAGGGACAUGUGUUGUGUGGUACUCGCAACUUCUGGUCAUUGUCUCAUGCUGAGUUGGUUCUCUUACCUCUUCUGGUUGCCUCAAAUGCAUCCACUGUUGCACGUGACUUGCCCAUCUACCUCCCAAAUAAAAGUCCUAAUUACAUUUUUCAGGUACCUUUCAGGAUGCUUGUGGUACAACUAACAGGUCAUAUAUCAGUGGUAACUCUCUGUGGUCCAACACCCACGUUGUCGGAGAUGAUGCGUGCUGCCUCCUCAUUCUGGGCCCCUUCAUAUCAAGUCUUGGAGGCCCUCACCUCAUUAUUGCCAUGGAACAUUUCACCCAGCCUUCUAUCCCAGCUUGAUAAUGCCAUCAUUGGACUCAUACUAGUCAAUUAUGACCAAAAGAAAUGUGUGAGCUGUGUACAUCUUAGUGAAGAGUCAAGAUCUAGAUGUUUAAGUGUUAACAGGAAAGUUGCUGCAUUACGUUCUGUGUAUCGAACUGUUGUUGGACCAUUACUUCAGCCUCCGGCCAUGCCUCCAGAUGAUUUUCCUUCAAGGUUGCAUCCAGAUCAUACUCCUGUUGAGGCAUACGUAUCCACAGACAACUACAAAGUAUAUGUAUUGCAGUCGUCUCCAUACCAUCUUUUAGUCUUGUUUCCACCAGCUCUCCCAGUUCACAUAGCCAGACAAGUAAGCAUCAGAACAUUAGCAGUUUUCACAAAAGGUAAGGUACCGAAGAUCUGACACUGAUAGAAUGGGGUAAAGUUUUAUGUCGCAAUUUAUUAGUACAAAAUAUCACUUAGAUUAUUUGUUUUACAUUUCUAAGUCAUAGAUAUAUGUUCAGUUUAGUUUACUGUACUAGUCUUCCAUCUGUGGGUGAGCUAAAUCUCUAGAUCUAAGUGUUGGCAUUAAAAUAAUGUAUUUGAUAACAAUACCAAAUAUUCUUUGGACGUAUGAAUCUAACUCAAGUGAACAGUGUGGGGGGUUUCAAGAUAGACAAAGGAAUUAAAAUGGUAUGAAAUGUCAGUUAUAUUUAUUAUUAAUAGUUAUAUUUUCAAGUUUGUUAAUAAUGGAAAUAUUUAUUUCAUGUUUU